CAUGAGCCUUCUGACUGGUCACAUUUCAUUUUUAAACGAAAGAAGUUACACUUACAAGGAUUAAAUAUUUUAUUUUUACUUAGACGGUCAUUUUUGUCUUUAACUUUAGCAACCAGACCAUUGGCUCAUCGCCUAGGCGACCUUCUAUCAUUUAAAGUUCUCCCCGUAAUUAAGCUCACUAUAAAUACAGUGGGUCUUCGCCAUAGGGAUUCAAUUUUGUAUGUCAAGCAGAUGAUACCAUUAGAAAUUGAUUCUUAACAACCACCAAGCUCGUUGUCUUACUUUAUCUGAAAGACAGUAUGCGCAUGACUUGAUUUAUGUCAAACCAGAAUUAUCUUGUUUUUUGUACAUGUAUAAAAGUCCGUAGGCCAUAUCAAAAAUAAAGAAAAACAUAACUGAUGCUAAUUCCAGUCUUAAAGAUCAAAUGAACCUUUAAACUCAUAAUGAACCCUUUCUUGCAGUUGGGAUAUAAAUGUCCAUCCUGUCUUAUUAAUUCUUUUUAUGAGUAAUCUCUCUGUACUAAUACUGAUUAACAUUCUAUUUAUCGAUAUUAAUAUUGGACUACCAAUAAGGUGAAUAUAUUAAGAUUACUUAUAUCUAAUCUAUACUCGUAUCUCGUCAAAUUGAAAUGUCAAAGUUUGAUAAAACGUUCAUUUAAAGGUUACAAAAGGUAACAAAGAUGUCACACAUUUGUAUAAUUACCGUUCUAUUUCCUAUCUUAAUCAUUUAUUCUGCUGGAUAUAAAAUUCAACAAACUGGACUAAAUGGCAACCAUGCAAAGUUUCAUCAAAACUUAAAGCAUUUAUUCGGAAGAAGUACAAGAAGCUCACCUGGCAAUAUUUGUUGUGCGUAUGGGCAAUGGGAAGCAAAUGCAUAUAUAAUUGCAAGUACAAAAUUGACUCUCGAGAAUAUAACAAUGAUUGUUUAUUACAAUGGAACAGGGAAAAUUGCCUUCGAUGAAACAAAUAAAAAAUCUUACAUUAGUUUUAAUGUAACAGAAUUUGCCCCAGGAUCAACAAAACAUGACUAUAAAACAUCGACGGAUAUCAAAGACUUUGCAACGGGAAUUACAUAUGACAUAGAUGGCGACAGUUGUUUUAAGCAGCCGAAUUCAGCGGACAUGCAAAUAUUAUGUGUUCCAGGGAAUGCGACAGUGAUGUCUAAGGGUUUAUUUAAUGGCGUAGACGUAACAACAUAUCAGAUAUCGUACAGUACUCCACCAUUGGAGAUUCUUACAACACCAACAGUUCGACAAAACGGUAGUAAUUGUGAGACGAUCAUGUUCUCUUAUGCGAUGUUCUCCGAUGAUACCAUUGAAGAAUCAGUGUAUGAUGUUGAUGUCGUAGAUAUAACUCCAGGAAUAAAAGAUCCAUCUAUAUUUGUACCUCCUAAAGAUUGCAACUAGGUGGGUUAUUGGAACACGUCGUCGAUUAUUAUAUCACGUGAUUUUAUAUGUAUACAAAAAGAGGGUGUAAUCUUUGUACAGUGUAUAUUAAAUGUAUGUAUGUGACAUCCAAAGGAAAAAAGUCUAUUUCGGUAAAAUUGUGAUUGAAAAAUAUCUGACUUAUAAUCAAUUUUCAAACGCCCACUUAUGUACAUUUCUUUCCUAAUCCGAAUAAUGUCAACAAGUAUAUAUUUUGUACUUUGGGUUUCUUUAACAAUAAUAAGUACAUGUAUAAAAAUAAUGUACUGUUUACUGUGUUCUAUAAAUUUACCUAAUUAAGGUAUACAUUGGAAUAAACUUUAUCACCAA
Molecule: messenger RNA, 1753 nt
Organism: Ruditapes philippinarum (Manila clam)
Lineage: Eukaryota; Metazoa; Mollusca; Bivalvia; Venerida; Veneridae
Exons: 4
Coding region: 680-1405 (241 amino acids)
Biological process (GO): cell-matrix adhesion
Cellular component (GO): extracellular region; lysosome
Molecular function (GO): calcium ion binding
Source: RefSeq, a predicted model, not a curated record